AUGGAGUGCUUUUGGAUUGAGUGUUUUAAACCCAAAACUAAAGUUAUCACAGAGGGCCAAUCGGAAGAAAGGAGAAAUACCUUUCAGAGCACGUCUAAAGAUGGGACUUCUACCACAGGAACUCCAAUGACGGCGACAAAAAAAGCGUCCGCUACAGCCCCAGUACAACCAACCUCAACAACCCACGAUACAACCAAGUCAUCAAGUGCUGAUGUGAAGACUACAAGUCCCUCUGCCACAACAUCAUCUUCCAUGUCCACCAUUCGUAAUGCGUCUUUCAGCAUAGGUACCGAGUACUCGUCACCAGAUUGCACAUCUUGCAGCAAUGGAGGAGCCAUCACAGUGACCAUGUCAUGUAGCAUCAAGAUGCCAUCUAACAACGAUAAGAAAUGUGACAAGGACGAGUUCAGUACAACCAGCUGUAGUUACGUUACUUUGGCCGAUAAAGUGUGUCGCUGUGCUGAGGUGGAAAAGAAUUUCACGUACUAUGAGAAAGAACACUUGAAACCUGUAAAACAAUGUGAUGACGUUUGCCCAGCUUCCGGCUCAGUGUUGUCCGCUCACCUCGUGUUCAUUUUCUCAUCUGGUCUCGCAGUCGGCCUGUAAGUACUUAUCAUUUAUGUAAGCUUUUAUUAAAGUCAGCUUAUAUUCUUCAAUCAACG
Messenger RNA from Pocillopora verrucosa, 662 nucleotides. The record is from RefSeq and is a predicted model, not a curated record. NCBI's taxonomy places the organism in Eukaryota, Metazoa, Cnidaria, Anthozoa, Scleractinia, Pocilloporidae.